GAGUAGUAGGCUAUAAAUCAAGGUAGUUUUUCUGUACGAAAGUAAGGUCUCAUUUAGCACUCUGCAAUCAUGGCUGCAAUGAGCAUUUUCAAGUCAAUAGUUGUAAUCCUCUUAUACUUGCUUUCAUAUAACAGCUGCGAUGGAGGGAAACUUACUGAGCGGGCCAAUAAUUACAGAGCAGAAUUGAUCCGCAGAGAGUCUCGUGUGUCUCCACUUAUGAAAGCCCACAACCUGACGACGCGUCAACGACUGCGGCGAUCUGUGGACAGGAGCCAAAGGCGGCUGGAGAGGCUGCAGGCCUUGGCAAGAGGAAGCACAGAAAAUUUCUACAGCCCAGUAAGCUCAGGUGACUACGAAUUUAUAAUGCAAAUGGGCAUAGGGCGUCCCAUUCCAAUUCUACAGCAUAUGGUUGUCGACACAGGCAGCGACCUAAUUUGGGUGCAAUGCGAACCUUGCAUUAGCUGUUAUCAACAGCAGGACCCCUUGUACAAUUCUCAUACAUCUUCCACAUACAAGAAUGUUUCAUGCAAUAGCAAAUUUUGUAGUGGAUCGUUUUCAAAUUCGUGCGGUUAUCCUGACACAUGCCAGUAUUCCUAUCUAUAUGGAGAUUUUUCAUCCACGUCCGGAGACAUGGCUUCAGAAACUUUCAGUCUGAAAAGAAGGGCUUCGGUUUCGUCCGGGUGGGAAGCUAUUCCGCGCAUUACCUUUGGCUGCGGCAACCUGCAGGGGGGUGAUUUUGGCGGGGCCGCUGGUAUAGUCGGUCUUGGAAGAGGCGUCCUUUCGCUGGUGUCUCAGCUGGGCGAAACCAUCAAAAACAAGUUUUCAUACUGCUUGGGAUCUGUUGAAGACGAGUCCGGCGUUAGCCCUCUCUUUUUGGGAGACGCUCCGAUUGCUGGUCUUCCUGGCAAGUUCCAAUCUACUCCUUUCAUUGGGGUGAAUGAUCCCAAUUACUUUUCAACUUACUACUAUCUUAACUUGGAUGGAAUCAGCGUUGGCGGCACGACGAUUAAAUAUCCGGCUUCGACAUUCUUAGUUGAUUCUUCUGGAAAUGGCGGGCUGAUAAUUGAUUCUGGAACCACGCUAACUUAUCUGCCUGAUCCUGCGUACAAGCCCUUCCUGGCCGCAGUGAAGUCUAGUAUCAAAGCUAAGUCUGUGAAUGCCUCUUCUACCGGCGGAACCGAUCUUUGCUACGAAAGUACGGUGCCUAUAUCCAAGUUUCCACCAAUUGCUUUUCAUUUUGCAGGAAAUGCAACAUUUAAUGUGCCUCCAGGGAACUCAUUUCUAUCUGUGGAGGACGAUCGGGGACGGGAGUUGCAGUGCUUGGCAUAUUCUAGUGCAGGGCCUAAGGGUUCGUUAUCUAUAUUUGGAAAUACUCAGCAACAGAAUUACAAUAUCGUUUUUGAUAUGGGCAAGACAGAACUCUCGUUUGCUCCGGCCAUCUGUGACAAUCUGUGAUACAAAAAUAUUACAUGCCUGUAGUCUGUAGCUCGAUUUAUUUUCCUUCGAAUGCAAUAUCGUUAUUAUUCAAUGUAUUUUUUUUUCCAAUAAGAAUUCUCUCUUUUUUUUCAGGCA
Messenger RNA from Cryptomeria japonica (Japanese cedar), 1572 nucleotides. Its product is annotated as aspartic proteinase nepenthesin-1. Bases 70 to 1455 code for a protein of 461 amino acids. Lineage: Eukaryota; Viridiplantae; Streptophyta; Pinopsida; Cupressales; Cupressaceae. Gene Ontology annotation, biological process: proteolysis. The transcript has a single exon. The record is from RefSeq and is a predicted model, not a curated record. Gene Ontology annotation, cellular component: extracellular region. Gene Ontology annotation, molecular function: aspartic-type endopeptidase activity.